GAAAAGCGAAGAGCAAAAAGCGAAACGACAGCUGCGCUCAAAUGUUUUUCCAACUUCAAAGUAAAUAAACAUUGCAUCGCAUUUCACAGCAGCAGCAGCAGCAGCAGGAGGAGCAGCAGGAGCAGGAGGAGCAGCAGGAGCAGAAGCAGCAGCAGCACUCGGCUGUCGGCAUGACAAAGGUCUGUAGCUGUCUAAGCGUGUCGCCAGGCCUUGUGAUUGAGAUACACAUCUUGCUGCUGGGCGUGGCGAUAUUCUUCCUAUUCGAUCUGUACAAUCAUGCCUAUCGGCACAGCGUCGAGGGCCUCAACACGAGCAUAUCCCUGGUGGGUCUGUCGCCCCGUGUGACGCUCGCGCGCGGCAUCACGCUGUGCAUCGUCAUCGUGAACAGCAUCCUGGGCAUACGCCUCUCGCGCUCGAUGACGCUCUUCAAGUUCUUCGUCUACAUGCUGCUCGGCGCCUACAACGCGUACAUGUCGCUGGCGAUCGCCGUGUCGCGGUUCCUCUACACGGACCGGUUUCGAUACUUCACGGACACGAUGCUGCUCUACUCGUGGAACAUGGGGAAGUACAAGCAAAUUGAGCUGCUCUACGACUGCUGUGGCAUGCACGGCGUCAUGGACUACAUAUUGACCGAUCGCCCCUGGUCGAAGGACGUCUGCUGCGGCCUGCCCCUCUGCAAGGGCUGCGAGGUGCAGGUGAGGACAUGAAAACCAUCGAAAGGCAAAUCGCACGCGACAACAUCGCCCUCUGCAUAGCCACCAUCAUCGGCCUGGUCUUUGUGCUGUUACGUAAGAUGAGUGUGGUCAUUGUCGAGGAUCCGUACGAGUCCGAGUCCUCCGAUUACUCGGAGGACGACACCACUGAGUUGCCGCCCCUGAAGUCCACCAGAGACCUGAAGAAGCGUAAGCGCACCAAAGGAACAUCCAAAAAGACUACAGCGCCCGAAUCGGUGCUCUGAGGCAGCUCGCUUAUUGGCCAGCUCUACGGGCUAUUAGUAGCCUUAUUAACGACCCUUGGCUUGAUUUGCCCAAUUGAACUUUAAUUCAAUGUGUUCGGCGAGCAGACAGUCUGCCCGUCUCCCCCUCUCACCCACUCACUUCCUCAUUCCUGUGUGUUGUUGCUUGAUGCGCCUCAUUAAUCGAACUGGGCUUCAAAAUCGUAGCCAAGCUCGGCUGUUGUUAGGGCAACGUUGCGCGCAUCUAAUGGCCGCACUUAAUUAGCUUUCAAAAUAAAAUGCUCCCUCGCUCUAUAGGUAUA
Molecule: messenger RNA, 1257 nt
Organism: Drosophila arizonae
Lineage: Eukaryota; Metazoa; Arthropoda; Insecta; Diptera; Drosophilidae
Gene: Tsp42A
Product: Tetraspanin 42A
Source: RefSeq, a predicted model, not a curated record